ACGCCUGCUUGGUAUUUAGAUUGAAAAGCAAAACGUCAAACACAUAAUUCAAAUAAAAACAUUGAGUGCAUCAUUUCCGAUACAAGAUUUAUAUUAAUUCAGUUGGCAAAUGUUGUGCAUACAUUAAGUGGCGAACGUUUAUUUUUUCCGCUCCGGCCAUAGUCCAACUACUAUGGAUUUUUUGUUAAAAGACCCCGAGAAGCACGUUGAAAUGUUUACGGUGGAAGCGCCGUAAGUUGUCGACACGAACAAGUGCUAAUGAAUUUACAACUGCUAAAAUAAUUACCGAAUGUAUUAAGGUAAUAUAUCACGUAGCUAAGCAACAAAUAAGUAAAGAGCUCCGCAUAGAGCUGCUAUAAUGAAAACCUUUGUCAGGUAGUUAGCUUAGCUACUAUUUCAGGUAACGUUAGCCGUCGUGAACUGCUGACAACGUUUGUAUAGUAUAAGAGCUGCUUGCUUUUUACACAAGUUGAGACAAACAUGGUGUCUUCACUGGUCGUUCCAGUUAUUGAUGUCCAGAAUGAUAACUUCAGAGAGCUUUGGCCUGCUAUGGUAGUUGCCAUUAAAACGUCUUCCUUCGUUGCACUGGACACGGAGCUAAGUGGUCUUGGAAACAGAAAAUCCUUGCUGGCUGAAUCCAUAGAGGACAGGUAUAGGGCUGUAUGCCAUGCAGCUCGCUCACGCUCCAUCCUCUCUCUGGGAAUCGCCUGUUACAAGAAACUGGACAACAAGGCUGCAGACACAUACCUGGUCCAGGUGUAUAACCUCACCCUGCUGUGUUCAGAGGAGUACAUCAUAGAGCCCCAGUCAGUCCAGUUUCUGGUUCAGCAUGGAUUUGACUUUAACAAGCAGUACGCCCACGGAAUCCCUUACUGUAAGGGCAAUAAUAAGGGCGCAUCAGACGAUCAGGGCGUCCACAUCCGAGCCUUGUUCACUGAACUGCUGCGUGCCAGGAAACCUCUGGUGCUCCACAACGGCCUCAUCGACAUGGUCUUUCUGUACCAGAGUUUUUAUGCACAUCUGCCUGACCGCUUGGCCAACUUCACAUCCGACCUGUCUGAGAUGUUUCCUGCUGGCAUCUAUGACACCAAAUAUGUCACUGAAUUUGAGCUCCGGCUCACUGCCUCCUAUUUGGAGUAUGCCUAUAAGAAAUGUAAGCUGGAUAACAGUCGCAGUGUGACCUCCGGAGGGAGCGGGCCUCACUUUCAUGUAGAGUUCUGUCAGUAUCCCGGUCACAUGUCCAGCUAUGUGGACUACAGAGUGUGUCCAGCUGUGGCCUCUGCGGAGGGACAGACUGAAAUCUGUGAGCACUUCUCUGGGUUCGGCUGGUGUACGAAUGGCAACCAGUGUCCGUUAUCCCAUGACACUGACCUGAUCAUCCUCCAGGACGAGAAAGGCACGGGGGACAAGAGAAAAAAGAGGAAGAGACAUAGAGAGAAGAAGAAAGGUGGAGGCAAAUCAGCGGAGGGCUCUUCCAUCUUUGACGGUGCCCCUGAAAGCAAAAUACCCCACAUGGAGGUGGAUCCUGAAGAAACACCAGAGGACCAGCAAGGGGCUGAGCGGGCCCCAGAAAGAAGGCCACUAAUGGACAGUGACGGGAACACCCAACCAAAUGAAGGAGAGGACAUGAACACAGGCAGCGAGGGGAACAGAAUCUGUGAAGACACUGCAGACUUCCAAAACCUUGCACCAACGCUCACAAAUGAUGACAACACUAACACAAAAACCAACACAAAUGAUGGUUUAGAAAGCAGAACAGAAAAUGUAGGGGGAGAAAAGUUAAGUGACCCCACGCCCAAGAAUGAUCAGACGAAGAAGGCUGACUCAGGGACGCACCGGGCCGGGUUUGAUGCCUUUAUGACGGGAUACAUUUUUGCCCACUCAUGUACCAUCAUCAAGAAGGAAGGAGUGGGAGCUGGAGAGAAGGAGCAGCAGAAGGAAGAGGAGCAGUCGUGGCUUCCUACAUGUUUAAAUAAGGUUUACCUCAGCCGCAAGACAGCGCCUCUCAAUGUGGUAAAAAGCACCUUCUCCAAAUCGUCCAAGGCCCAUGUGCACAAGAUGGAGGUCGUAUGGGGGCGGAGAGUGUAGUGUGCACACUUGCACACCGCAUUAUACUGUAUAUGUGCAGGUUCACAAUUAGAUUUUUUUUUAGUCACGCUAGCAGCUAGUUUCUGAAUUUCUGUUGAGUUUUUAGGAAUAGCGGGAUAAAAUGUCAAAUUUUUCAUCCAUUUGAGUCAGUUUUUUAUGUUCCCACAUUAUUUGUAUUUCUUUAGCAAACUUAACUAAACAAACUGUAAAUAUUAUUGGGGGAAAAAAAUGGAACUAGUGACUUGUGAUUGUAAAACCAGCAAUACAUACAAUGGAGAGGCACCUGUUUUAAUUUAGUCGGCUAGUGUCUCUAAGGUUUCUAUUGAAACAGCCAAAGUGAGAUGAUGAUUGAUAUGCAUUUAUACCACAGUUCAGAUUUGGUAUCAUUAACUGUUUCUGAAGUUGUCUGUGGAAAAUAAACGAAUGCUCUUUAA
Molecule: messenger RNA, 2522 nt
Organism: Etheostoma spectabile (orangethroat darter)
Lineage: Eukaryota; Metazoa; Chordata; Actinopteri; Perciformes; Percidae
Gene: toe1
Product: target of EGR1, exonuclease
Biological process (GO): snRNA 3'-end processing
Cellular component (GO): Cajal body
Molecular function (GO): 3'-5'-RNA exonuclease activity; metal ion binding; snRNA binding
Source: RefSeq, a predicted model, not a curated record